CCCCGGGAAGCCUCGGAGAGGCGUGGUCUAGCGGAGGCGCCUGAGAGGAAGGCCCGCGGGUUCCUCGCCGUGUCCGAUGUCCCCGGAAAGCUGCUGGCCGCUCCCGAGUUGGGCCAGGCCCCGGCAGGCCCUGCUCGCAGGGCUGGCUGCUGUUUUCUGCAUUGAAGCAGCCCUGGGGCAAAAAUUAUCCCCUGAGAUGAUGGAAAACUAUGUGGCAUCGAUGGUGCUGAGUGCAGUUGGUGACACGCUGGGCUAUUACAACGGGCAUUGGGAGUUCCUGCAGAGUGGCCCAGCCAUCCACAAGGAGCUGGCAGAGAUGGGGGGACUUGGCAACUUCAGCAUCAAGGGUUGGAAAGUCAGUGAUGAUACAGUGAUGCAUUUGGCCACGGCUGAAGCCCUCGUAGCUGCCGGGAAAAAACCAAGUUUAGCACAUCUCUAUUCCCUGAUUGCAAAGAAAUACAAGGAGUCCAUGAACGACAUGACGGGUAGAGCUCCAGGUGCCAUGUGUAUGGCAAAUGCCCUGAAGCUGGAUCCGGAGCGGGCAGGUGGCUGGAGGGUCCCAUUCAACCCCCGUGCGGGAGGCUGCGGGGCCGCCAUGCGCUCCAUGUGCAUCGGGUUGCGUUUCCCUCACCCCUCUGAGCUGGACACCCUGGUGCAAGUCAGCAUUGAGAGCGGCCGAAUGACCCACCACCACCCCACUGGGUACCUGGGGGCCCUGGCUUCAGCCCUCUUCACCGCUCUUGCAGUGAACGGCGUGCCCCCCCUGGCCUGGGGGAAGGAGCUGCUGGAAGUGCUGCCACGGGCGAAAGCCUACGUGAGGGACGCCGGCUUCUUUGUGGAGGAGAACAUGGAGCAAUGGCAUUAUUUUGAAGAGAAAUGGAAAAAAUACCUGGCAGAGAGAGGCAUAUCAGAUGGGGUCUCGCCACCCACCUUCCCUCCCAAGUACGGUGUGGAAGAGAGAGACUUGUUCUACACCUCCCUCAGCUACGACGGCUGGGGGGGCAGCAGUGGGCACGACGCCCCCAUGAUCGCUUACGACGCGCUGCUGGGUGCAGGGGACUCCUGGGUGGAGCUGGCUCACCGGGCUUUCUUCCACGGGGGAGACAGCGACUCCACAGCUGCCAUUGCUGCCUGCUGGUGGGGGGCCAUGCACGGCUUCCAGGGGGUCAACACCUCCCUCUACACCCACCUGGAGUACAGGGACCGCCUGGAGCACGUGGCGAAAGCACUGUACCACAUCACCUAGCGCAGGGGGCGGCAGGGCCCCCCAGGGGUGCGCUUACCUUUGCUUGCUUAACGUUUUGCAAACCCAUUGGAUUAAAGCACUCAAGCAUCAGACAG
Molecule: messenger RNA, 1341 nt
Organism: Calypte anna (Anna's hummingbird)
Lineage: Eukaryota; Metazoa; Chordata; Aves; Apodiformes; Trochilidae
Gene: ADPRH
Product: ADP-ribosylarginine hydrolase
Exons: 4
Coding region: 77-1246 (389 amino acids)
Biological process (GO): protein de-ADP-ribosylation
Molecular function (GO): ADP-ribosylarginine-[protein] hydrolase activity; magnesium ion binding
Source: RefSeq, a predicted model, not a curated record